Lacerta agilis (Sand lizard) is the source of this 8143-nucleotide messenger RNA. RefSeq names its product A-kinase anchor protein 6-like. Gene Ontology annotation, cellular component: sarcoplasmic reticulum; perinuclear region of cytoplasm. Lineage: Eukaryota; Metazoa; Chordata; Lepidosauria; Squamata; Lacertidae. The transcript has 14 exons. The coding region runs from base 28 to 7056 and encodes 2342 amino acids. The record is from RefSeq and is a predicted model, not a curated record. Gene Ontology annotation, molecular function: protein kinase A binding; transmembrane transporter binding.
CCUGGCGUUCCUAGAUUAGUAGGAAGAAUGACAACCCGGGGAGGACACUGCCUGAUGAUGCCAUUUCUCUUGGGAAUCAGGAAGAAUUAUGGUCUAGAGUUCCCGAUGUUAGCCAUGGAAGUAGCACUUUCUCCCAUCAUGUCUCAGGAACUGGAUUCUGUAGCUGCAGAUGCAUCUCCCAUGGUCAUUAACAUGACUCCCACCACAGAGCAAGAUGGCAGAGAAGAUGCCAUAAAAGAUCUUGAUUCCGGGCAACAGUAUGAAAAGCCUCCUCCACUUCACACGGGAGCUGACUGGAAAAUCGUUCUCCACUUGCCUGAGAUUGAGACAUGGCUGCGGAUGACAUCAGAAAGGGUCAGGGAUCUGACUUACUCGGUGCAGCAGGACUCGGACAGCAAGCAUGUGGAUGUGCAUUUGGUGCAGCUGAAAGAUAUAUGUGAAGAUAUCUCCGAUCACGUUGAACAAAUCCAUGCUCUUCUGGAGACUGAAUUUUCCCUGAAGCUCUUGUCUUACUCUGUCAACGUGAUUGUUGACAUCCAUACAGUACAACUUCUUUGGCACCAGCUUCGAGUUUCUGUCCUGGUUCUACGAGAGAGAAUUCUACAGGGACUGCAGGAUGCCAAUGGGAAUUACACCAGGCAGACUGAUAUUCUGCAAGCCUUUUCAGAGGAAACAAAGGAGGACCGCCUUGACUCUUUAACAGAAGUGGAUGACUCAGGACAGCUAACUAUCAAAUGUUCUCAGAAUUACUUGUCGCUGGAUUGUGGAAUUACUGCAUUUGAACUAUCUGACUACAGCCCCAGCGAAGACUUUCUUGGUGCGCUUGGUGACAUGACCUCCGGUCAGGCUAAAGUAAAACCAUUUGAGUCUUGGAGCUGCAGUGAAAUGGAAAAAGAUUUUCCAGAGCUUAUCAGAAGUGUUGGAUUACUGGCAGUAGCAACUGAUUCGAUUGCUUCCAAAUGUAAUGAAACCAUUAAUGCAAAAGAAAUCCAUUUACCCAUGUCAACAGACCACCAGGAGGAAGGCCAAAGUUACAAACCAUCAUUGACUCUGUCCCCUGAACUUUCACUCUCUCAUAUUUCUGGGAACUUGCCUCUUUGUAAAGUAUCAGGCCCAGAGGAUUCUGCAAACUCACUUGAUGGCAAGACUGUCUUUGAAUUAGUAAAACAGGAGCUCGAUACAUUACCCUCCGACGGUGCAAAAAGCCAACAGCAUCCUCACAGCGAAAACUCCACUCCCAAGAGAUCAAUUAGAGACUGCUUUGACUACAACGAGGAUUCUCCUACACAACCCACUGUGCCCAAACGCGGUUUGUUUCUAAAGGAAGACAUAUUUAGAACGGAUAUGGUGAUCAAUGAUAUAAAAAACCAGAUCUCCCUGAUGUUUAAGACUGAAAUGAGCAGGAGCACACCCUCGCUGUUGGAUCCACCAGACAGAUCCAAGCUUUGCCUGGCUUUACAAGCGGCAUACAACAGCUGCCCCUCUUCCAUCAGCCAGUCGUGCGAUUGCUUGCACAACAUAAGUGACCAGAAUCUCAAGUACACCAUUCAAAACCACCUGAAGGAAAAUUCCAUUGGUCUGGGGAAGCCCAGUGACAACACUAGAAGGGAGAAGCUGAGAUGCAAAAAGUCGCAUGACAUUCCCGAGGAGGUGGCAUCGUGCAGGAUAUCGAGGAUUGGAUCAAAUGCUGCGUCAACGAAUCAUUUGGCUAAAAGAGGCCUUGCUGCUUUGCAAAAUGGAAUCCCCUUUGGUAGCUUGCAGUCCAUAGAAGGAACCGAAAGUGAUUCGACCUCUGCGUCUUCUGAUCCUUGUAAACAGCAAGAACUGAAUGGCCAGUAUUGCAGUGAAAGAGAUUGCUCCGCUUCACCUGCUCGUAGCCAAGUGAGUGGCUCUUCAGCUGGUUCAGAUUCUGCGGUGUCCUCAUCUCCCGUUCUUCCAAGAAGUCAGGGCAAAAAGGCCCAUUCAUCUUCACCGAGUUACGUCAGUACGGACAGCAAAGUUGCUGGUGCCUGGUAUGGUUCCGACGAAUACUUAGCGCUUCCCUCACACCUCAGACAGACUGAAGUGUUAGCUUUGAAAUUAGAAAAUUUGACAAAACUGCUUCCUCAGAAACCUCAAGCGGAGACCAUUCAAAACAUCGACGACUGGGAACUCUCUGAAAUGAACUCGGACUCUGAGCUUUACCCGACCUAUCAGAUCAAAAAGAAGCACAAAAGGUUAGGCAGAGUUUCACCCAGCUCUUCGAGUGACAUAAUAUCCUCCGUAGGGGACAGCAUUGAAUCGGGGCCUCUUAGUGACAUUCUGUCAGAUGAAGAGCUUUGCACAUCCUCACCAAGCAUCAAAAAAUACCUGGAAGAGAGGCCGCGAAAGCCGUCAGUGACUCAGCCGGCCGAUAAAAAUGACUUGUCUCCCACAAAUAAAUCGGCUUUGAUUCAACAGCUGAUGCAGGAUAUACAAGAUCAGGAUAAUUAUGAAAUUAUAUGGGAAAAAAUGGAGGGAUUUGUGAGCAAGCUAGACGAAUUCAUCCACUGGUUGAAUGAAGCCAUGGAAACGACAGAGAACUGGACUCCUCCUAAAGCAGAGACAGACAGCCUUAAGCUCUACCUGGAAACACACUUGAGUUUUAAGCUGAAUGUAGACAGCCACUGUGCUUUGAAGGAAGCUGUUGUAGAAGAAGGACGCCAACUUCUUGAUCUUAUAGUAUCUCACAAAUCAGGACUGAAGGACAUGCUGCAGAUGAUUGCAAGUCAGUGGAAGGAACUACAGAGGCAAAUCAAACGACAACACAGCUGGAUUCUGAGGGCUCUGGGUAUCAUCAAAGCAGAGAUACUUGCUACUGAUGUGUCUGCAGAGGAUGAGGAAGGGACUGAGAGCCCCAAGGCUGAGGUUCAGCUAUGCUAUCUGGAAGCACAAAGAGAUGCUGUUGAACAGAUGUCCUUAAAGCUGUACAGCGAGCAGUACAACAGCAGUAGCAAGCGAAAGGAAGAGUUUGCGGAUAUGUCAAAAGUUCACACAGUGGGAAGUAAUGGCCUUUUGGACUUUGAUUCAGAAUACCAGGAGCUCUGGGAUUGGCUGAUUGACAUGGAAUCCAUAGUGAUAGACAGCCAUGACCUGAUGAUGUCAGAGGAGCAGCAGCUAUAUUUAUGGAAGAGGUACAGUGUAGAAAUGUCAAUCAGACACCCCAAAAAGAUGGAAUUGCUGAGUAAAGUUGAAGCUUUGAAGAGAAGUGGUGUUUUACUACCCAGCGAUCUCCUUGAAAAAGUGGAUUCAAUUAAUGAAAAAUGGGAACUGCUUGGGAAAACCCUCGGAGAGAAGAUGCAAGACACAAUGGUAGGACACAGUGGGCUAGGUGCACGUGACCUGCUUUCGCCUGAAAGUGGAAGCCUGGUAAGGCAGCUGGAGGUCAGGAUCAAAGAGCUGAAAGGGUGGCUGAGAGAUACCGAGCUUUUUAUCUUCAAUUCCUGUCUGAGGCAAGAAAGCGAAGGAACAAUGAAUGCUGAGAAACAACUGCAAUACUUUAAGUCUCUCUGUUGCGAAAUUAAGCAGAGACGCCGAGGCGUGGGCUCAGUGUUGCGUUUGUGCCAGCACCUCCUUAAUGACCAGGAUACCUGUAAUCUGAACGCAGAUCACCAGUCAAUGCAGCUGAUAAUUGUGAAUCUUGAAAGGAGGUGGGAAGCCAUCGUCAUGCAAGCUGUCCAGUGGCAAACUAGACUGCAGAAGAAGUUGGCAAAGCAUUCAGAAUCCCUGAAUGUUAUCGAUCCAAGCUUAAUGGAGCUGAAUGGUACAAAUGAAGAUGCACUAGAAUGGGAUGAAAUGGAUAUAAGUAAUACGUUGAUUAGCGUUAAUGAGGAAUUCAAUGAGCUUGAUCAAGAACUGAAUCAAGAUGACACAAAACUGAACUCUCCCUAUGAAGCAUGUGGUAAUAACGACCGUCCCAAACAGGAGGAAAAUCCCACUGUACAUGAAAAUUGCCUCAGCAGCCCAAGCAUUACAGCAUCUCCAGGUCCACAAGUCUACCAAGUGUACAGCCUUCACAAUGUAGAGCUAUCAGGGGGAAAUCAUAUAUCUCUUAUGAAAAAGACAUCCAAAUCCUCCACAAUUACACACUUGGACACUUUAAAGAAGCAUGCGAAUAAGAACUCUUUGUUGUCACCAACCAAACAUUUGCCAGAACUAAUGGGCAGCACCACUUUGACAAGCCCACAGAAUUAUAUGUAUCACAGUGGAAAUGUAAGUAGGCAUUCUGACAGUCAGAAUAAAACAGUCAAUGGAAGUGAGGCAGAAGCUACCCAAAAUCCUGAUGUCCAUUUGCAAAAUGAGACCGAUAGAAAGCAGGAUAAUUCUGUGACUAGUAUUUCAGAUUCCCAGUUAGGGAAUAUAGUUGAUGUGAUAAAACAAAAUUUAAAGCAGGAGGAUGGGGAGAUCCAUUUUAAUUUCUUAAAUACUUCCCAGUCAAAGUCCAGCAACAGAGCUAAAAACCUGGGCAGCAUCACCCAAGAGGGCUCUGAGGGUUCAGAAGAGUUGCAGCAAGGAAAACACAAUGUCUUUACAUUUUAUGACUAUUCAUACCUUCAGGGUUCCAAAUUCAAGCUACCAAUGAUAAUGAAACAAUCAAACUCAGAAAAAGCACAUAAGCAGGGUAGUUUGCUUCAUGGGUUUUAUUUUGAUAAAGUCCCCUUGAAAUCUGAACAUCAACCUUUAGAGUUCAAGCCACUUGUAUCUACAGAUGAGAUUGCUUUCUCAACCAACUUGGAUGAUGGAGACCCCAAACGCUGUGAAUUUGUGGAGGAUUUGAAGAAACUGAGCGACCCAACAAAUACAAAGCUGUGCCCAACUUUAUCUCAUAGCUCUUCUUUAGACUCCCUUUCAGUGACAAAUGAGUUGUUUGGCUCAACUGUUUUUAGAAGUGGAGAUGGGCUUCAUCGUAGCACAUCCUUGGAGAGUUGCCUAACGCCCUACAAAAGCAAUGAAGAUCUUUUUAGUUGCAAUGGCUCUGGAGACCUAAGUGGAAGUAGUGAUUCAGUUGGGGAACUUAGCAAAAGGACCUUAGACCUUUUGAAUCGUCUAGAAAAUAUCCAGAGCCCUUUAGACCAAAAAAUAAAGCGUAGCAUCUCUGAUAUCACACUCCAAAGCACUUCUCAAAGAAUGUCCUUGGCUGGCCAGUUGUCAUUGGAUAUUGCGUCCUCUAUCAAUGAAGAUUCACCGGCUUCUCUCACUGAGCUAAGCAGCAGUGAUGACCUGUCUUUGUGCUCUGAAGAUAUUGUACUGCACAGAAAUAAAGCACCGGAUUCAAAUGCAUCAUUCAGAAAACACCUCAGUCGGUCGGUAGCUGAUGAGAGUGAUGUCAACGUUAGCAUGAUUGUUAAUGUUUCCUGUACCUCCGCUUGCACUGAUGAUGAAGAUGAUAGUGAUUUGCUAUCAAGUUCUACUCUCACCUUGACUGAGGAAGAGCUAGGCAUUAAAGAUGAAGAUGAUGAUUCUAGUAUUGCAACUGAUGAGGAUAUUUAUGAAGACUGCAAUUUAAUUUCAGGACUUGACUACAUAAAGAAUGAACUCUACACUUGGAUCAGACCAAAAUUUAAUCUGACAAAGGAGAAGAGAAAGUGCAAUCUGGAUGAUGAAAUCCAGGGCUGUAAGAAUUUAAGAAGUAAUGAGACUUUGAAAGCAAAAGAUUCAUUGAGCAUUGAAAAAUUCUUGAAUGAUUCCAUACGCAAGCUUUCAAAAAAUAAUGGCAACAGUAAGAACACAUCAGAGAGCCAUGAUGAGUCAGGGACAAAAAGGCAAAUGAAAAAUGAUGGCUUUCAAGUUUCCAAAGAUCACUUUGUGGAUGACAUGGAGAAUGGAAAUGUUACUAUUACUCAAGAAAGUCCAAAGGAAGAACAUAUUCAAAUUUCAACUGCUGCCAUGAAUGUUAGCCCACUUAGUAAAGGAAGUGAAAAUGAAUGUUGUAUCUGUGAAGCAUUUACUGAUAGUUCGGAUGAUUCACAUAUGGAUGGUAAAGAGCCAGCUCAAUUGUCAAAAAUAUCCAGCUCUCAGAAAGAAUAUAAAAAACAUAUUCAAUUUGAAGGCCAUUCUAUUAUAAAACCUUUUACAGAAUUUGACUCAGAUAUGAAAAGUUCAGAUAUGGCAUUACCAAAAUUGCUACCAAAUGAUCAACAAAGCAGAACAGGAAUUAGUGAACAUGGUGGAGAUUGCUGUGCAUCUUUAAAAUCAAAUGAAGCAGAAAUAAAUGCAUCAGAUGGCUGUAGUGAUUCAUGUUGUAGCUGUGAAACUGCUGCUUUUGAUAAAAGAAAUGAGGAGGAUUGUUCAGUGCACAACUUUGUGAUGGAGAUAAUUGACAUGGCCUCAACAGCCUUAAAGAACAAGUCUCAGCCUGAAAGUGAACCAGCUGUUCCACAUUCAUUAGCCCAGAUCAGGGAAAAGGUUCUAGAACAUUCUCACAGGCCCAUUCAACUUAGAAAGGGUGAUUUUUAUUCAUACCUCUCACUUUCUUCUCAUGACAGUGACUGUGGGGAGGUAACUAAAUACGUUGAAGAAAAGACCAGCACUCCAGUCCCUCUAGACUUUGCAGAAAAUAUUGAAUGCUUUUUUGAAGCCUGUCCUGAAGAUGAACGAGUGGAACAGCAGGGAUAUCUUCCUGACAGUGAAGUGGAAGUAAAAUACGAAGCCCUGGAUUUAAAAGAUGAACCUAAAACAUCUGCUGAAUGUAGUGGCUUUUCUUUCUUAAGUGAGGAGAUGGACAUUGGCAUGCCUGGCUCUCUUAGCCAGAUGAUAUCAGAUAAUUUAAGUUAUGAUAGUGAAUCUUUGAAUUUGGACAUCCCUAAUGAAUGUCCAGUCUUGAAUUCCUUCCCAAAUAACUCUAAAGAAAAUCAUCCCAGAGAGCCACUUGGGAUCGCAAAGUCUGAAGAAGGUUUUGCUUCCUCAGCUGAAGCCAUUCAAUUAACGCCUGACCACUUGAAAGAGAAGGAUGCUUUGCACCAGGACACUAAAACUCUUACAUGUGAAGAAAACCUCCUGCAUCUUCACAAAGAAAGGCACAUAAAUACACAGAGGUAGAAUGUAUUCCUCCAUGGACACACAUGUUGUUUCAUAAAGAGGUAGGUACUGAACACUAUGAGCUUUGCUUAUUGCUGACAUGACUAUAAUGAAGCAGAAAAUGUGUGGCCUUUCAGAGUUUUUCAGUAGAUCAUAGCAUUAUGUCUUUUGAAUUAAAAACCAUUCCAGGUCACUUCUUUUAUGUUUAAGAUACAGAUACAGACUCAGAUAAGCAAGCAUCAGCUGAGAAUGGCAAAUAUGCAUUCAAAUCACUACCUUUAUUUAUCAAGAUUCACAAAGCUGAUCCCUAGCUGAUCACUUCACAUAUUUCCUUCUCUGUGAAAAGCAGCUAGUUAAAUACUAUUUUCAGCUGAUGUGGACAGCAUUCAUUUUGUACUUUGGCUCAAUCUGUGCUCACAAAAAGAAAGUAAGAACUGACUCUUGUGUGAUUCAGACUUGUUGGUUGCAUUUCCUCAGAUGUUUGUACUAUGCAAAAUUACCCAAUGAAUCCAAGAGAGAUCAGUAGCUAUCUUCUUUCUGCAAUGCAGCAGUUAUCACUGGAAGCAGAUUCAAAAGAGAUGCAAUACUGUCCCACUAUGUUGGGAAAAAGGAAGAUGGGAGAAACUAAGUGUUACACCUACUAUAUUCUGGGCUUUCCUCGACAGCCCCUUGCUUCCUAUCUGGGUAACUCUGCUCAGAGACAGCAAACUAGUCCACACUAUGAGGGUGAAUAUAGCUGAUUCUGCCUCUGUUGAUGGGGAAGGAAAGUUAAGAGGAAAGGAUCUCCACUUGCUCUCUUGGUUCUAGGUUACCCAACUCACUACAGCCUUCUGCAGGCAUUCAGGAAAAUGGUUUAACACAUUUGCGGAGGGCAGGGGAUAGCAAUGAGUGCACUAGGUCCCUACCCUCGUCCCCAUCCACAUCUGUGAGUUGGAUUGUGGCUGUCUAUAUUGGAGUGUUUCCUGUAAUCUUGGAGGCUUCCUGUGUGAUGUAGAUCACUGUAAAAAGCAGGGUUCCACAUCACACAGGAAGCCUACAUAAGUGGAAGCACUCUGCAACUCAACAAGUACACUUGUUCCUGUUCUCCGCUCUGUCACACACAUUAAAU